UAAAUGGAGAAGACUUUCCCGAUCAAGAGUUGAAGAUCUUCCACUUCUCGAUCAAGAGCUGAAGGUCUUCCACUUCCAGAUCAAGAGCUGAAGAUCUACUUUCUGAUCAAGAGCUGAAGGACUUCCUGAGCUGAAGAUCUUCACAGCCCACCCAACUUGAAGGAGAAGAUCUUCGCAGCCCACCCAGCUUCUCGUCUUGAAAAUCCAGCCAUGGAGAAUCAGUAUGGAGACCGCAUUCCUCUCCAGAGAUACUUCUUAGCUGUCCGUCAGAUGGAGCAAACGGUCAUGUUUCCCAGCCUUCUCCAGGGGGUCUCGUUGGAAGACCAGGAGGACCCGGCCGAAAUCGACACCGAGAGGAAAUGUUCCAGGGACAGAGACCUGUACGAUGACUUCACGCUUCUAAAAUCCAUCAAGUCAACGGUUGAGAGCGGCCUACCUCCUCUUCAUGACCAAACCCUGAGCUCCAGAAGGGAAGAAGACGAAGAAGCAGCGAAGGAGAAGACCGAUCUCGAAGGACUCUUUCGGUAUCACAUUUCUGGCUUGUAUCAUGUCCUGGCCCAACUGACCAGCCGAGCCAACGCUGUGACGUCUAGGUACAAUGAAAUUCUGGGACAGAUCGGUCAGAAUGGGAUCGCUUUUCGUUGGUAGAAGGGCAUCGAAGGAAGAGGCAAGCUGGACUUUGGUGGUGAAGGUGAUAGUACAGUUCAGAGUCCUGUGCCUGGGAAGACGGCCUCGAAUGCAGCAUCCUUUGAAAGUGAUUUAUCCGGUUGUCGUGGAACUUUAUACUUGAAUCAUUCCAGCACUGACGUUUCUGAUCAGAAGAAUUUUCUGUGCCUGGUUAUUGCUGAUCACUGUAGGCUUUGUGUAUUGUUGCUUUUUCGUAUUUUAAAUUGUUUGCUGGUUAAACGAAUAAAGAAUUGUAUUUCCUGGUGAACAUGGCUGGUUGUUGUUGUUUUUUUCAUUUGGAACAUGGCCCUACAAGUAGUUUGGGACCUUGAGUAUCUCCUUCCUACACCUUUGAUUAUGCAGACAAUAUGAGUGUCCAGGCCUGUAAUUCUUUACGUACUAUUAUUAUUUUAUUUUAUUUUAGUAUAUUUAUUUUUCCUCCAAGAUGGCUUCAGUGAUGAAUUCCCCUUUGUUAUUCUUACCCCCAACAACAGCCCUGUGGGAUAGAUCGGGUGGGGGGAGAGAGAGAAUGAUUGAGUCCCA
This is a messenger RNA of Ahaetulla prasina, 1209 nucleotides long. RefSeq names its product mid1-interacting protein 1-B-like. The transcript has 2 exons. Bases 211 to 648 code for a protein of 145 amino acids. The record is from RefSeq and is a predicted model, not a curated record. NCBI's taxonomy places the organism in Eukaryota, Metazoa, Chordata, Lepidosauria, Squamata, Colubridae. Gene Ontology annotation, biological process: regulation of lipid biosynthetic process. Gene Ontology annotation, cellular component: cytosol.